Messenger RNA from Apis cerana (Asiatic honeybee), 1168 nucleotides. It is a transcript of the gene CUTA, whose product is annotated as cutA divalent cation tolerance homolog. Gene Ontology annotation, molecular function: copper ion binding. NCBI's taxonomy places the organism in Eukaryota, Metazoa, Arthropoda, Insecta, Hymenoptera, Apidae. Gene Ontology annotation, biological process: response to metal ion. The record is from RefSeq and is a predicted model, not a curated record.
AAGCAAUAUUCACAUCAGUGGAAAAAGUUUUCUGCAAUUGAACAAAUGUCGCUUAUGCGGUGCAAAUCAAUUUUCGGAUUAAUUACGCUCUUUUGUUUAACUAGAAAUAUCACUGCCAAUACUUAUAAAAACAUGAGUAGUCUUGCUGGAAUUCAUUCUGUAACAUAUGUCACAGUUCCAACACAAGAUAUUGCUAAAAAAUUGGCUCAUGGUUUGGUCAAAAAUAAAUUAGCCGCAUGCGUCAAUAUUAUACCAGGACUUACAUCAGUAUAUGAAUGGAAAAAUGAAAUAAACGAAGAUAGCGAACUUUUACUGAUGAUAAAAACUAGAACUGAUACAAUAGAUGCUUUAACAAAAUAUGUAAAAGAGAAUCAUCCAUAUGAAGUUUGUGAAGUAAUUUCAUUACCUAUUCAAAAUGGAAAUGAAAAAUAUCUUCAAUGGAUAAGUGAGAUUGUUCCCCCUAUUAAUCAAAGAAAAAAAUAAAAUUAGACUUUCUUUUCAAAAUGAAAAAUUCUAACAUAUAUUAUGAUAAAAAUAUUUAUUUAUUUUGCUAUAAAAUAACAUGAUUGUUUUAUAAACUUUUCAUUACUAUGAAAAGUUAUAUUACGCCUUUAAGAAAAAACAAUAAAAUUCAUUCAAAUUAGAAUUAUUACAAUUGAUUUGAACACAUUAAUAAGCGUGUAUACAUAUAUAAACAAAUAAUCAAACGUUUAUAAUGUAGUCAGUUGUAUAAAUCUUAUAUUACAUAUGUGUAGAACUUGAAAUUGUAUAAGUCCAAAAAUUAAUAUAAAAAUAAGUACUAUAAUAAUUAAUUGGGUAUAUAUAUAUAUAUUUUUUAUUUUUUAUAUGUAUGUUUCUUCCUUGAAGAGAAUUCAUUUUUAUUAUUAUGUAAUUAGUACUAUCAGUCAAUUUAUUAAAAUAAAUAUAUAAUAAUAAAAAUGUUAUUAAUAGUGGACUAUGGCAACAAAUUUUUUAUAUCAUUAAUAGUUACCACAAUGUUUUGAAGUUACCAGAAUUUCAAAAUAUCCACCCUGUAAGUAUAUUGUAGUAAAUUUGUCAUUAUCUAAUGUAAUUCAUCACUAAAACAUAAAUUGUGUCUAGAAAUAUUAUUUAAUAGAGUCUAAGCAUGUAUGUGAAUUCAUAUUUGAAAUAUAAUUAUUUUUUACAA